UCUCUCUCUGUCUCUCUGUCCAUCUAUCUCUGUCUUGCUCGUUCUUUUAAAUUACGAUCACGCAAUUAAAGUUAUGAUAUAAAAUACCGAGGAGUACGCGCGAUGGUUGGUUGAUAAACGAAAAGAACAGUCGUGGAACAGUCGUGGAAGGAAAACAAGCUUCGAUGUAUCUCGUUUAUUCGUCGGUUUCUCGUUUCUGUUGUUGGUUAGUGACAAUGCAUUAAGAAAGGGUUAUUGUGAACGAAUUGUAUUUCAAGAGCGAGAAGAAAAGUAGAAAGAAGGAACAAGAUGAAAACGUCUAUUAUAACUGUGACAUUGUUCGUAAGGAUGAUUAUGUUAUUGAAAGUGUCGUAAUCGAGGUCUACAUUGAAAUGAAAGCUUUUGGGAAUAGUUCUUUGUUCCCGAAGGAGGAGAUCAUUUAAAUCCCUUGAAGAAUUUUAUAAAAAGAAUUCUAACACGUUUGAAAGAGUCGUUGCGAUUGACAAAACGGGGAGAUUCUCUUCCAAGCUGGUGUGGCUGCUGUCGUUAUUAAAGUUGCUGUCGUUGCUGCUGCUGUUGCUGUUGCCAAAACGUAACAGAUCGAAAAUGAAUGGCAAAGGAGAAUGAGGGGACACGUUGGAGGAAAUCCCGUCGAAAGUAGUCAAGUAGUUUUAGAGAGGAUUCAUGGUAGCAUCAAAUCAACGAGCACCAUAUCGAUGACAACCGCAAUCUCGUCAAGAUCCGAUGAUGACCUGGAUCAUACCACGAAAGAAGAAGAAUGCAAAGAGAACAUUUCGAAUGUGCAGAGGGUAUGGACCAGUUUAUUGGCUGGUGCAACAGCAGGAGGUUUAGCAAAGACAGCGAUAGCACCAUUAGAUCGUACAAAGAUCAAUUUUCAAAUAUCGAAACAACCUUAUACAGCAAAAGCUGCUCUCGUAUUCCUUAUAAAAUCAUUUCAAAACGAAGGAUUAUUGAGUUUAUGGCGAGGUAACAGUGCGACGAUGGUUAGAAUCGUUCCAUAUGCUGCCAUACAAUUUACAGCCCAUGAACAAUGGAAGAGGAUUCUACGAGUCGAAAGUCCAGAAACGACUCCACCAGUAAAGAGAUUAUUGGCUGGUUCUUUAGCCGGCGUUACGUCACAAGGUUUAACUUAUCCCCUUGAUCUCGUGCGUGCUCGAAUGGCAGUGACGUUGAAGAGCGAAUACAAAACAUUGAGGCAAAUGUUUCAAAGGAUUUAUCGAGAGGAAGGUAUCAUAUCCUUUUAUCGUGGCUUUACACCAACGAUCUUAGGCGUUAUACCUUAUGCUGGCAUGAGUUUCUUCACUUAUGAUACUCUGAAGCACCUGGCGGCAGAAUAUUCCCAGUACACAACAAGUAUUCCUGGAAUGACUACUGCUUUGGCACUCCUUUGUGGUGCUGUAGCUGGAGUAGUAGGACAAACGAGUAGUUACCCUUUGGAUAUCGUUAGGAGAAGAAUGCAAACUUCAGCGAUCAAGAAUCAACAUUAUCAAAGCGUUACCUUAACAAUAGUUAAAAUUUACACAGAGGAAGGACUGAUGGCUUUCUUCAAAGGACUGAGUAUGAAUUGGGUGAAAGGUCCAAUAGCAGUAGGCAUCAGUUUCGCAACUUACGACAAGAUACGUGAUAAUUUGCGAAAAAUUAUUUGCUCGCCGGUAAAUGUGACAGAUUAAAAAGUUGAGUUGAUAUAAACUCGUGAAAUAAUGAAGAAGUAGAAGAACGAAGAAGAAGAAUAAUGAAGGAAAAGAAAGAAGAACGAAGAAGAAGAAGAAGAAGAAAGGUGAAGAAAUGUAAUGUUGUUUCAACUAUUGUUGAUUCAAGAAUCAAUUGAAGAACUCUGAUUAAGCGUUCGAUCGGAAAGCAGAUCUCUAUUCGAAAGGAUGAUAAUCCUUGAAAAACUUGCAGCGAUCGUUUCGUCGAUCAUCUAUCGAUCAAAGUGAAAGAUCUUCAAUGAUAGAAGUAGAGAGAUUUCACUUUUUUGUAUAAAUUCGAUAGAAUAGUGCGAUAUAUUUGCGCUCGUGUCGAUAUAUCUAAGAAAAGAUAUAUAAAAGAUGUCAGUUAUUAGUAAAAAUUGUUGAGUGUUAUAUAUAUAUAUAUAUACACAUACAUAUAUAUAACUAUACUGUUGUCUAAAAUUUUAAAGAAAUUUUAAGGAAAUUGUUAAGAAAAAGAAAACAAAAAAAGAUGAUAAGAAUAAUACAUAUGGAUAUAUAUUUGGAUGGUAACAAAUUUUUUUUAAAGAACAUCGUUGAAAAUCUUUCGUCACUUUUUUGGUCUCUUAUAUUUCAAAGCUUGCCUUCUUCGCAAAAUAUAAAUUUGUAUAAAUCGUACAUACGUUGAUCUCCAAAUGAAUAAUUUAAUUCAUUGUAAUCGUGCGUUAUAUAAAAAUGCAUGUACUUAUAAUAAGGAGGAAAAAUUAUGGUUACAGUCUAUCGAAAUAGAUAACUAUACUUUCGUAUCUCGAUAAGAUAUAAUUAUAUUCUUCCUCUUUUUCUCCUAUGUAAAAUUAUAUAUACAUAUACAUAAAAUAUAAUUAUAUAUAUAUAUAUAUUAUAAUUAUAUAUAUGUGUGUGUACAUAUAUAAAACACGGGGAUCAUCGUCAUAAUAAUCAAAGUGCAGGUUCGUACGCUCAAUUUAUUGAAAUUAGAUUGUUCAUCAACGUAUUGAAGAGUUGUUCAUCGAUGAAUACCUUCGACUAAUUUUGACAAUAAUUAAUAACACGAUAAAAAUAAGAUAUCGUGUAUUUUAAAAUAGCACAAUUCGCGAUAGUCGAAUAUAUCGAAGAUAUGGAGAUUGUCCAAUAUAUCAAUUAUAUAUAAAAGGAGAAAAUAUUAAUAUUUUUUUAAAUAUAUUCAUUUGUAUAUGUUUUUAUCUUCACUGUAAUACUUUUGUGAGAAAUGUUUACCAUGUAUAUAAUAUAUUAUAUUUUUGUUAUAAUAAAUAAUAAUGAGAGACGGGAUAUUCUGUCUUUCUCUCUUUAUAUAAAUGAAAUGAUAUAAAUAAUAUUAUAAUUUUUAAUAUAUUUUCUUUCUUUUAAUGGACAACUCUAAAGAAAAAUGUCAAUUGAACGGUAGCAAGUGAUUUUUCUCUUUGAUAUUUAUUAUGGGUCGUGCCUUUCUCUCGUAAAUAUUUGUAUUUAGUUAUCGAAGCCUUUUUAGCAAAUAUAAUCUUUUAUAAAAUA
Molecule: messenger RNA, 3179 nt
Organism: Vespula pensylvanica (western yellowjacket)
Lineage: Eukaryota; Metazoa; Arthropoda; Insecta; Hymenoptera; Vespidae
Gene: DPCoAC
Product: mitochondrial coenzyme A transporter SLC25A42-like
Exons: 6
Coding region: 603-1670 (355 amino acids)
Biological process (GO): transmembrane transport
Source: RefSeq, a predicted model, not a curated record